AUGGAAACCCACUGCGAGCCAUUAGGACGCAUCAAAAUGGAGCUUUUCAAAGAUGUGGUCCCUAAGACAGCUGAAAACUUCCGCCAGUUCUGCACCGGAGAACACAAGAACCAUCUAGGUCGGCCCAUGGGCUACAAGGGCUGCAAGUUCCACCGUAUCAUUCCCAACUUCAUGUGCCAAGGUGGUGACUUUAUCAACGGUGAUGGCACAGGGUCGGUCUCCAUCUAUGGUACCAAGUACUUCAACGACGAGAACUUCAAUCUGAAGCAUGACCGUCCUGGUUUGCUGUCCAUGGCGAACGCUGGCCCGAACACAAACGGGUGCCAGUUCUUCAUCACAACGGUCCCGUGUCCGUUCCUUGACGGCAAGCAUGUUGUUUUCGGCCAGGUUGUUGAAGGCUUGGAUGUGGUUAAGAAGAUGGAGCAUGUGAAGACGGGGCGCAAGGGCAAGGACGUUCCUGAUCUGGAUGUGGUCAUUGCCCAGUGUGGUGAAAUGUAG
Molecule: messenger RNA, 498 nt
Organism: Thermochaetoides thermophila DSM 1495
Lineage: Eukaryota; Fungi; Ascomycota; Sordariomycetes; Sordariales; Chaetomiaceae
Product: putative cis-trans protein
Exons: 4
Coding region: 1-498 (165 amino acids)
Biological process (GO): protein peptidyl-prolyl isomerization; protein folding
Cellular component (GO): intracellular membrane-bounded organelle
Molecular function (GO): peptidyl-prolyl cis-trans isomerase activity
Source: RefSeq, a predicted model, not a curated record